Messenger RNA from Oryza brachyantha (malo sina), 805 nucleotides. Its product is annotated as protein SPEAR1-like. NCBI's taxonomy places the organism in Eukaryota, Viridiplantae, Streptophyta, Magnoliopsida, Poales, Poaceae. The record is from RefSeq and is a predicted model, not a curated record. Gene Ontology annotation, molecular function: DNA-binding transcription factor activity. Bases 1 to 600 code for a protein of 199 amino acids. The transcript is spliced from 5 exons.
AUGGAAUGGCCUGGAAGAGGGAGACCAUUUGGGUCCAGGAAGGGGAAGAGAUCAGCCGGAAGCGGCUCCGACAAGCCGAAGCAGCCGCAGCGAGGCCUCGGCGUCGCGCAGCUGGAGAAGAUCAGGAUACAGAGCGAAAUGGCCGCUGGCUACCUGCAGAUUAACCCUCCUCAUCUUGGCCUGCAGCAACCUCCAGUCCCUGGAAUUGGUAGCCUCAACUUGCAGGAAGAUGCACGGUCGUCUAACUCGCUGUCAUCGUCUCCAUCGUCCUCCUCCUUCCAUGCCAACAUCAACGUUUCAUCGCCCUACCCGAUCCAUCCCAAUUUAGCGAUGGCCUAUGGAGGGAGCAGAUCAGGAGAUAUCAGAUACGGCGAAUUCCAAUCAACGAAUCCCAUCAUCAGGUCGCCUCCUAACCAUGAAGUUAGCUAUGGAGCUGGAGCUGAUCAUUAUUACUCUCAUCCCAGCAGCGACCCUACACUGUCUCUCUUUGAACCUGAGGAAUCUAUUUACUUAAGGAGACAGUACUACAGCCUAAACCAACCGGUAGACUCUAUGAACCCAGAUGAUCCAGAAGACGUAGACCUUGAGCUCAAGCUAUGAUCAUCUUCUGUGAAUGUACUGUCCUGGCUACCUGCUAAUUAACAUCUCUCAGUUAAGCUCUCCCUGAUAUAUUGAUGCCUGCCUCAAAAAACUAUAACUACUACUGCAGUAUAUUGUGAUCAUUGUGAUGUGUAAUAUGCAUGCAUGAUAUUCGAUCAAGGGAGCAAUGAAGAAUAUAAGAAGCACAUCAAAGUAAAUUUCUUUA